This is a messenger RNA of Zingiber officinale, 4168 nucleotides long. Its product is annotated as PH, RCC1 and FYVE domains-containing protein 1-like. The record is from RefSeq and is a predicted model, not a curated record. The transcript has 9 exons. Gene Ontology annotation, molecular function: metal ion binding. Bases 929 to 3838 code for a protein of 969 amino acids. Lineage: Eukaryota; Viridiplantae; Streptophyta; Magnoliopsida; Zingiberales; Zingiberaceae.
UGCUCUUCUCAAUUCUGACUCGCCUUUUUUCCACCUCGGAAGCGAGCUCGAGUCCGGCGCUCCGCCCCCGUCGGUCGCUUUCGUCUUCCUCGCUCCGCUCCACUGGCCUCCAGCUCCCUCUGUUGGUGGUUUCCCUGACCGCCCAGGACCGAUCGCGAAAAACCGUCGCGCCGAGGUCCGAGAACCGCCCUCGGUUUCUCGAAGGCCGCGGUGUCGACUCGGGGCGAAGUCUGCAGCAUGAGAGUUUCCACCUAGUGAGCAUUCUAGGAGUUUCUUGGUAGGGGUGGUUUGGGAGGGGGGACUUGUUAGGGUUUAUUGUGGAGGAUUGGCCGAGAUUGAUGAAAGUCCGAGGGAAGAUCUGGCAUCUAUGACGAAGCGCGAUCCUCGCCGGCGGCGCAGUGGAGUGCUCCGCAGAUGGAAUGGCAGAUCUCAUCGGCACCGUGGAUUGUUGACAAGGCAAUUUCUGCAUUGAAGAGAGGCACUAAUUUGCUGAAGUAUGGUAAAAAGGGGAAACCAAAAUUCUAUCCAUUUAGACUGUCUGCUGACAAGUCAUCAUUGAUUUGGUUAUCAAACGGUGAAGAGAAAUGUUUGAAGCUAACAUCUGUUUUGGAAAUUGUCCGUGGUCAAAGAACUCCUGUUUUUAGACGACAUCUAUGCUCAGAGAAGGACCACCUGUCCUUUUCACUUAUAUAUGAUAAUGGGACGAAGUCUCUUGAUCUGAUAUGCAAGGAUAGAUUUGAGACAGAGGUGUGGUUUGCUGGCCUGAAGGCACUGAUUUCUUCUCAUCAAGGUGGACGACCAAAAAUUGAUGGAUGGCGUGAUGGUGGACUGUAUUUUGAAGUAAAUGAUACGCCUUUCACAAUACCAUUAAUUAUUGUUAACGUUGUUCUUUCCAAAUGAGGUCUCUCGACUAACUUCAGCCUUCAGGAUGCAGGAUUCCAGGGAUCUGAAUCUUAUAUUGAAUAGCCCCAGUGUAAGUUCAAUUGGCUCUGUAUUGGAUAGUAGUUCUCCGGACAUCGAUUUUAGUGUUAGAACUUCACCAGUGAUCUUUUCUGAAAGUUCUGUACACUCAGAAAGAUCAGAUGUUGCAAAUAUGCUUGUGAAAGGUGUCUCUUCUGAUAUUAUCAGAGUUAGCGUUUCUAGUGCACCCAGCACAUCAAGUCAUGGUUCUGCACAAGAUGACUGUGAUGCUUUAGGUGAUAUUUAUGUGUGGGGUGAUGUCAUAUGUGAAAUUUCAACGAGAAAUGGUACUGAUAGAGGUAUCAAUUUUUCCAAUGGGAGAACUGAUUUACUUUUGCCUAAGCCCUUGGAGUCAAAUUUAGUUUUAGAUGUUCACCGUGUGGCUUGCGGUGUCCGGCAUGCUGCUCUUGUGACAAAACAUGGAGAAGUAUUCACAUGGGGUGAGGAAUCUGGAGGGCGACUUGGCCAUGGGGUUGGAGAUGAUGUUGUUCACCCUCGUCUUAUUGAAUCUUUGGCUCUAAAUAGUGCAGAUUUGGUUGCCUGUGGGGAGUUCCACACUUGCGCUGUAACUUCUUCAGGUGAACUUCUUACUUGGGGUAAUGGCACUCACAAUGUUGGUCUUCUGGGACAUGGUAAUGAUGUCAGUCACUGGAUACCAAAAAGAGUUUCAGGGCCACUGGAGGGUAUUCAAGUUCAAUAUGUUAGUUGUGGCACCUGGCACACGGCCUUGGUAACUUCGAUGGGGAAGUUAUUCACUUUUGGUGAUGGAACAUUCGGUGUUUUGGGUCAUGGGAACAGAGAAAUUGUUGUACAGCCAAGGGAGGUAGAAUCCUUAAGGGGUUUGAAAACCAUUGCAGUGGCAUGCAGUGUAUGGCACACAGCUGCUAUAGUAGAGGUUAUAGUAGCUCAGCACAACAACAGUGUACCUUCUGGAAAAUUGUUCACCUGGGGAGAUGGGGACAAAUAUCGCCUCGGACAUGGUGAUAAGGAACCACGACUUGAGCCUACUUGUGUUGCUUCACUGAUUGACCACACUUUUUACAAGCUAGCCUGUGGUCAUAGCCUUACAAUUGGCUUGACAACUUCUGGACAAGUUUUUACAAUGGGAAGUAGUGUUUAUGGCCAGCUUGGAAAUCCACAAUCUGAUGGAAAGCUUCCAUGCUUAGUUGAAGAUAAACUUGUUGGUGAAUGUGUGGCAGAAGUUGCUUGCGGUUCAUACCAUGUUGCAGUCCUAACAAGUAGAGGUGAAGUUUAUACAUGGGGAAAAGGUGCUAAUGGGAGAUUGGGCCAUGGAGACCUUGAAGAUAGGAAAGUACCUAACCUUGUUGAAGCUUUAAAAGAUAGAGCUGUCAAAUAUAUUGCCUGUGGUGCUAACUUUACAGCUGCGAUAUGCCAGCAUAAGUGGGUAUCAGGUGCUGAGCAGUCGCUAUGCUCAUCAUGUAGACAAACUUUUGGCUUCACCCGCAAGCGACAUAAUUGCUACCAUUGUGGGCUUGUUCAUUGCCACUCAUGUAGUUCCCGGAAGGCCUUGAGAGCUGCCUUGUCUCCUAAUCCAGCAAAACCUUACCGAGUUUGUGAUUCCUGCUAUGUGAAAUUGAAUAAUGUAUUAGAAUUUGGAGCAGUAAACAACAAAAGAAAUGGUUUUCCUCGCUUAUCAGGUGAAAGCAAGGACAGGUUUGAAAAAAUAGAGACAAAAUCAACAAAUUUUGUGUUACCAACUAACUUGGAUCUCAUAAAGAGUCUGGAUAUUAAAGCAGCCAGAUUCGGGAAGAAACAUGAUUCCUUGUCCAUGAUUGGAGCUACUCAAAUCAGCUCAUUCAUGCAGAUGAAAGAUUUUGCUUUAGCUGGUGGGACUGAUCUGCAGCGAGUAGCUCCUAGAGUGCUUAGCACAUCCAUGGUUCAAUCUAUCAAUCAUUCAAGAGCGGUUUCACCUUUUUCUAGAAAAUGUAGUCCUCCACGUUCUGCAACACCAGUAUCCACAACUUCUGGAGUUUCUUUCUCGAAAAGUUCUACUGACAAUCUGAGGAAGACAAAUGAGCUCUUGACUCAAGAAGUCCAGAAAUUACGUCUCCAGGUUGAAAACCUUAGUCAGCAUUGUGAACUUCAAGAACUUGAAUUGCGAAAAUUGGCUAAGAAAGCUCAAGAGGCUACGACAGUGGCUGCUGAGGAAUCAGCAAAAUCAAAAGCUGCCAAAGAAGUUAUCAAAUCCCUAACAGCACAGCUUAAAGACAUGGCUGAGAUCUUUCCCCAAGGCUUCUUCAAAAAUGAUGCAGCAAGACACUUGGAUUUUCCGAAUGAGGUGGGCUUAUAUCCAAGUCCUCUUGCCAUUCCAGAUGGAGAUCAUCAACCAAGAAGCAAUCCAAACAAUUCUCCUAAUUCUAUUGGAAUUAUUGUCAAUGGAAACUCAAAUCAGAAUCAUGCAUCAACGGAUAGCUGUGAAUCUAACAAACUGAGUGCAGAUCUACAACACAUUAGGCAGGUGAGUUCCAACGAAAUGGAACAAGACUUCAGUAGUGGACAACAUGACAGCAAUGCAGAGAGAUCAUCCAUCAGUAAUUCUGAUGUGGAUCACAAAGAAAGUGAACAACCUCAAAAUGUCGACAAGGAUUGUAAGUCCCAAAGUCCCAUUUCAUCAGGUAAUCAAAUUGAGGCUGAAUGGAUUGAGCAGUAUGAACCUGGUGUAUAUAUAACUCUCUUAUCCCUCCAUGAUGGAACUCGAGAUUUGAAGAGAGUUCGGUUCAGUCGAAGAAAAUUCGGGGAGCAUCAGGCAGAAGCAUGGUGGUCGGAAAACCGUGAAAAGGUCUACGAGAGAUACAAUGUUCGCGGAUCAGAUAGGGCAUCAACGACAGUAUCUAACCAUUCUGCACAUAGAUCAUAAUAAGAUCAUUUGUGUACCUGCAAUGCUUAGAAGUUAGUUUGAUCACCCAAAGCCAAAAGGAGUGAAAAUCCCUGGUGCCUUUUUAAGCCUUACUCGAUUGUUCCAACACUGACACGGGAACUUCUGAUCUACUAUCAAAAUGUAUGUUCUCCUCGUGAACAUCAUGUUCUACUCUUUUAGAUCUGGCCAUUACCUAUUGUAAUGCGAUGUACAUACAGUAUCUCAGAGAUGAGAACAAUAGGAAGCAGCCUUUUUCUUCCUACUAGUAGAGAUGAAAUUUCUUUUUAAAAUGUAGAAUGCCCUUUUCUUAAUGAUGCUGCAAUUUGACAA